Ascochyta rabiei is the source of this 1110-nucleotide messenger RNA. RefSeq lists its product as uncharacterized. Gene Ontology annotation, cellular component: lipid droplet. The transcript has 2 exons. Gene Ontology annotation, molecular function: lipase activity. The coding region runs from base 1 to 1110 and encodes 369 amino acids. The record is from RefSeq and is a predicted model, not a curated record. Lineage: Eukaryota; Fungi; Ascomycota; Dothideomycetes; Pleosporales; Didymellaceae. Gene Ontology annotation, biological process: lipid storage.
AUGCCGAACCCACCAGCUUCGAAGAUAUACCUCCGUCCACACCAUGAACCAGGAAGGAAGCAUGCAGCUCGAACAUACAUUAUCUACUUCGUAACCGGCAACCCUGGCCUCAUCGAAUACUACCGCACGUUCUUGACGCAUCUGUACGGUCUUUUAACUCGCAACACAGCGUCAAAUCGCGAUGUCGAAUUCCAAGUCUACGGUCGUUCGCUCUCUGGUUUCGAGAUGAAGACCCACGAAAUCAAUACAAUGAAAUGGCACAAAAUUCCUCCUUACGGCCUCCAGGAUCAGAUUAGGCACGCGGAAGAUGAGCUCACUGAUCUGGUGGAAGACGUUUCAGAUGACGGUCAUCGGGAUGUAAGAGUUAUCGUCAUGGGCCAUUCUGUCGGAAGCUAUAUCGCUCUGGAGAUCAUUCGAAGGCUAAGGGCGCACGGCAUGGCAGGAGAGGACUACGCAACACGGAUCAUUGGUGCUGUAGCACUGUUCCCUACCGUUAUGGAGAUAGCGAGGAGCGAGAGCGGACAGAAGGCUGCACCCUUCCUGAAGAACUCGAAUUUCGCCUUCUUCGCCUCCGUUGUGGCGAACUUCUUGACUCUCUUGAUCCCGCUUUCACUACUGGCAACGCUCAUCAAAUCAUUCCUUGGCUUCCCAGAUGACGCCGCACACACCACAGCUUCCUUUAUCAAAUCGCCCCACGGCGUGCAGCAAGCGCUGCACAUGGCCCGCGACGAGAUGUUCCAAAUCGACACAGACUUCUGGGACGACGACGUCUGGGGCGCAGCACACCCAACAGAGUAUAAGCAUGAGCGCGCGCACCUGCGCUUCUUGUUCGCAAAGAAGGACCACUGGGUCGCAGACGAGACUAGAGACAAGCUGAUCCAGACCAGAGGGCGUCAGGCGGCAGCUGGUGUUCAGGAGGUUGAUGGCUUCGGCGAGAACUGGAAGCCGAUUAUGGAGAUUGACGAGAGGGAGGGGUUCCCACACGGUUUCUGUCUGCGCCAUAGUGUGCCUGUUGCUGAAAAGGCUGCGACGUGGGUUGCGGAUAUUGUGUCCAAAGACACUGGGGUGUUCGAGGCGAAGAAGGAAGAUGAACAGGGAUGGACAUGGUAG